Molecule: messenger RNA, 4671 nt
Organism: Penicillium atrosanguineum
Lineage: Eukaryota; Fungi; Ascomycota; Eurotiomycetes; Eurotiales; Aspergillaceae
Product: cAMP-dependent protein kinase regulatory subunit
Exons: 1
Coding region: 1-4671 (1556 amino acids)
Biological process (GO): DNA integration
Molecular function (GO): nucleic acid binding
Source: RefSeq, a predicted model, not a curated record
AUGGAGGCAGUAUCCAUCCUCUCCGCCAUGAAGGGCGAUAAACUGAAGGAUUCGCCGCAGUGGCGCACGUGGUUUGCCCGCGUAAAACUGUAUGCGAAACAGAAGCGAGUCUGGGACUUAUGUGACCCAGAUAUCGAGAAAGAAGACCGUCCGAGAGGUUUGAGAGAACCGUACGAGCCGGAGUACCCUGAAGAUGGGGAUACAGAGGAAAGAAAGGAGUGGCGAGACCGUAUGGACGUCUAUAAAGUCGCAUAUGCAAAGUGGGAGAAACAGAUCAAGGGACUGGAUGACGUGAAUGAAUAUAUUAUCUCCUUCCUUGAUCCUAUCCACCAUCUUGCAUUGAUCGAUUAUGAGACGCCGUACGACCGCCUGGUGUACCUAAAGUCUCGCUUUGCCCGCUCCAGCGCGUAUGAGGAGGAAAUUCGCAUGAAGUGGAGGUUAUUCGCCGUACAGAAGCCAAAGGGGAAUAUCGAUCAGUGGUUAUCGAUAUGGGACACCCUAAGAGAGCAAGCUGUUAGCCUUCAUCUUGAAGAAGUCAAAAGUGCGAAUAGGGACUUCUUGCAAGCAGUGAAAGAGGUGUUACCUAUCUGGUGGCAGGCUAGAUAUCAAGAGAUUGUUAUGGAUAGAAAGCCGUACGACACCAGAGACCUGAUUGAAUCAUUCCGCGCAAUGUAUCGAGAGAUCGGUCCCAAGCAGUCGUCAUCAUCAGAACUGAAGGGAUCAUUCUCUACCUGGCAGGAUCAUGAGGAAGAAACAGAAGAGACGCCAAAGCCGACCCCUCUUCCUUUUGAUAAACGACCAUGCCCAUGCGGACGCACGAACCAUCGGCAUCGGGUUGCAACGUGCUAUGCCCUGAAUGAGGCCGCCCGACCUUCCUGGUUCAAGCCAAACGAUGAGACGCUUCAGAAGAUCAAGAAGAACUUUGCAGCGGAUCCUGCAUGGAAGAAAUGGGUCGAGAAGGUAGUCAAAGACGCGAAUGAGGUCAAACAGAAGCCUCAAGACUCCGCGCAUGCAGUGCACGAACGGACAAAUAGUGCCCGUACAGACAUCCCGAAAGAAGAUCCGGUUGAUAUGUGUUUCCUGACGCAGUCGCCACAAAUCAGUGCCGAAGUUUUCUCAGCAAGCCAUAAGGCUAGAUCAACCAUCCAAGACCGUUGGAUACUGGACACUGGAGCUUCAAGGCACAUCUGCAACGAUAAGAGUCGGUUCAUCAGCCUUGAACCGUACGAAACAACUCUCGCAACCGGAGAUAGCAGCACAGAAGUCAUCGCACGUGGUACGGUCAAACUCAUUGGAAGAAACCCCGAAACAGGCAAGAAGAGAGUAAUAUCCCUAAGUGAUGCACUCUAUUCACCGGGCUUCCACACCAACUUGGUCUCAUACGCUGCAUUGUUGAAGAAAGGCGGUAGAUGGUGCCAGAAAUCCAACUGCAUUGUCGACACCGACAACCGACCUAUAGUGAGCGUGCACCUAUGGGAUAGUAUGAAUCUCUGGCUAUUCGACGAACCAGAGGAAGUCGUAUAUCCCCAUGCACACGCUGUGCGAUCAUCAGAGAAGCCACUCGAAGCGAGGGCUUCAGCAAACCUCUGGCAUCGUCGUUUCGCGCAUAUAAAUCACAAGACAGUGCACAAACUAGCUUCGAUGGUCGAUGGAGUGACUAUUGAGGACGGGAACGAAGAAGAAGCACUAUGCGAGACAUGUCAACUAGGCAAUGCACCCCGACAGGUGUCAAGAAGGCCAGUUGGACGCACCUUUGGGCGCUUUGGAAGAGUGCAUUUCGAUUUAAUCCAGCUACCAGUGGCGUACAAUGGUCAUCGAUGGAUAUCGCACUUUGUUAUUGAAGGUAUCAGGUUUCACUGGAUAUCUACCCACGAGCUGAAGAGUCAAUGUCAGCUCGCGAUUAACCAGUUUGUCCAGCUUGCAAAGAAUUGGUGGGAUUUGCCGAUCAAAGCAUUCCACUAUGACAAUGAGAAAGCUGCAGGACGGUCCGCAGAAUGGAGUCUUACCUCCGAUGGAAUCGUCGUAUAUCAUAGCCCACCGGCACACCCAGAGAUGAACGGGUACGCCGAGAGAGCAGGAGGUGUGAUCAUCCUUAGAAUGAGGAUGCUGAUGCUUGAAGGAAAGCUUCCAAAAGACCUCUGGCCCGAAGCUGCACAAGCAGCAGUGUGGCUCCUGAAUAGAACACCAACGUAUAUCUCCACCGAGAAUCGUUGGGUUGUGCCAUGGGAAGAGGUUCGAAAGGACUUCGCUGGCGAUCGAAUGCCGAAGAUCAACCUAUCGAAUGUUAGACUGUACGGAAGCCUCGCAUAUUGCCGUAUCCAGAAACAAAUCCAAUCGGACAAGAUGAAUCCACGCGCAGAAGUCGGCUUCCUGGUUGGAUAUAUGGCCUCAAAUGUGUGGAAGAUCUGGUUUCCACAGUCCGGCAAAGUGCGGUUUAUUCGCGAUGCGGUAUUCGAUGAAUCCCGAAAGUAUUCACCCGAGUUCGCGCAUUAUCAGCCUAUCCCACUGCCACUUAUCAAGGAACCGCAGGAACUGGAUAGAACAGAAGUCCAGAAGGCGAUGCAGACAUCGAUCACUACCGGGAUAAUGCCUGAGGAAACUGGUCAGGGGGUGGAGGAGACGGAAGACCAUAAUCGUCUUUUCAGCCGAAAAACCGUCUCUUCCCUAGCGCAAAGAGAGGUGCCUGGCGCUUUCCCUGAUGAAAUUCUCCCCCCAUUACCACCGACACCACCGGACGAAGAGGCUCCGGACCCUGGUCAGGGGGUGGAAACCGACCCAGAACCAGUCGUGCGAGACCAGGCCCCAGAAGCCAUCGAGUGCAUCGAACAAACCGACACAGAUCAUCACCAGAGAGAGGUAAGUGUGGAGGACGAGCUUGAACAACAAUUGCAGACAGAACUGGCAAGGGAAAGAGCGCCACGGGACAUCAACGGCGACGUGAAUGCAGACAACAUUGUGAGCGGCCGAAGGACGCGUCGAGCACGACAGGACAAUGAUUAUGCAGCAUAUACAACAAGGAUUGAUGAAGAAGAAGAACCACCGGCCUUCCUUCAUGCUUUUGCGGCAGGGUUAUACGCAGAGAAACCAGAUAGCCGUCGUCAUCGCGAUGACCUUCCAGAACCACCGAAGCACUGGAAGGAUGUCAUAAACCAUCCCUUCCAGGAAGGUUUCCUCGCAGCAAUGAGGAAAGAACUCGACUCUCUGGCACAGAAAGAGACGUACGAUGUGGUGGAAAGACCAAAAGAUAGAGGCAAGCAAAUCCUUCCCCUGCUUUGGGUAUUCGCCUAUAAAUUUGAUCAGGACGGUUACCUCUUGAAGCUAAAAGCACGUAUCUGUGUACGUGGCGACCUAGAAACGAUCUCAUCCGAAGAGAAGCGAGCUGCAACGCUUGCAGCACGUACGGCACGUAUGAUCUUUGCCUUGGUCGCAGCAUUUGACCUUGAUCUACGACAGCGGGACGCGGUGACGGCAUUCCUGAACAGCAAACUAAACAAGGAGACAUACACGAGGAUGCCAGAAGGUUUUGAAUCCCCAGGGAAGUGCUGGAAGCUCCACCGAGCUUUGUACGGGUUGCGUAUAUCGCCGCGCCUGUGGCAGCAGGAAGCAGCGGGCGUCCUGCAGAAGCUCGGGUUGCGACAAGUCCCUGAGGAUCCAUGUGUCUUCGUAGGCGAAGGAAUCCUUGUAUUCUUCUAUGUCGAUGAUAUAUUAAUUGCUAGUCACCGGUCAGCAAGAGAACGAGCGCAGAAGCUCGAACGGGAUCUCGAAGACCACUGGGAGCUCACUGAUCAUGGCGAUGCAGGCUGGUUUCUGAAUAUUCGGAUCAUCAGAGACCGGAAGCAAAGGAAGCUCUGGCUAUGCCAGGAUAGCUACAUUACCAGUGUAGCUAUGCGGUAUAACCUCACUGAACGUGCACCAGUGUUCACCCCGCUUCCAGUUGAGGAGCUGAAGCCAUACGAGGGCAUUGCAACACCCAGAGAGAUCCAUCUUUAUCAACAGAAGGUUGGAUCUGGUGGAUAUGCAACCACGAUCACUCGUCCGGACGCUGCAAAGGCAAUGGCAAAGUUGGCGCAGUUCCUUACCAACCCCGGCCCUCAACAUCAUCAUGCUGCAGACAGAGCGCUAUCAUACCUCUACACCACGCGAUACCUCGCCAUCGAGUAUUGCCAGAAUAGCGGACUUGAAUCUGUGCGGCUUGCAAGUGAUGCAUCGUACGGUGACCAUGAAGACCGGAAGAGUUCAGCAGGAUAUAUAUGUCAGGUGUACGGUGGCCCCGUGGAUUGGAAGGCUACCAAGCAACGUACAGUGACUACUUCCACCACUGAAGCUGAACUAUUGGGUUUGUCUGAUGCAGGUAAGCACCUCCAAUGGUGGAGGAGACUACUUGGGCAUGUGGGCUUCAUACCCUCCCAUAUCAUCACCAUUCAGUGCGACAAUGAGCGAGCAAUUGGUCUGCUCCAAGGAGACGACGUGGUGUUUGACACCAAGCUCCGACAUGUGGAUAUACACCACCACUGGCUACGCCAAGAGGUCAGGGCAGGUCGAAUCGCCAUUAGAUGGACACCUACCGCAAGUAUGGUGGCCGAUGGACUCACCAAGGUGCUCCCGCGACAAAAACAUGACAAUUUCGUCAGGUUGCUGAAUAUGGUGGAUAUAAGUCACCUGAUUGACUAG